Molecule: messenger RNA, 1355 nt
Organism: Thrips palmi
Lineage: Eukaryota; Metazoa; Arthropoda; Insecta; Thysanoptera; Thripidae
Product: homeobox protein orthopedia
Exons: 6
Coding region: 266-1312 (348 amino acids)
Biological process (GO): regulation of transcription by RNA polymerase II
Molecular function (GO): RNA polymerase II transcription regulatory region sequence-specific DNA binding; DNA-binding transcription factor activity, RNA polymerase II-specific
Source: RefSeq, a predicted model, not a curated record
GCCAGGCGGCGGCACCGCGCCCAGUGGCGGCUCCAGCGCCAGCUCGACGCCAAACAACAACAACAACAACAACGCCGACCUGAGCGUGAUCGUGAGCCCCGGUCUGUUGCCCGGCGUGCCAGGCGUGCCGGGGACGCUGCCCGGUCAGAACGACGAGCAGCACCACCACCAUCACCACCACCAGCAGUUCAACAUCUUCCCGGCCUUCUUCUCCAAGCAGCUCAACUUCAACCACCACCAGGGCGGCGCCAACCCGGCCAAGCUCAUGGACGACCUCCGGCCGAACCUCAGCCUGCUCGGCGUGGCCGGACUGGUGGACGAGCACCACCUUCACCACCACCAUCACCAUGGCAACGCCAGCCACCUGUCACCCGGGCAGGUGUCGGACCGCAUCGCCUCGGACCGCAUCGCCUCGCUGCAGGAGAAGAUCCGCAAGUGCGGCGGCGGGGCGGGCGGCGGCGGCGAGGACUUCGCGUCGCUGUACCAGCAGCCCCUGCAGCAGCACAUGGACAAUACGCCCACGCACACGCCCACGCACACGCCGUCGCCCGUCGUCAACAGGGGCAUCCAGGACCACACGGGCCUGGAGGGCGCCUUCAAGAAGCUGAAGAACGAGCCCCAGACGCUGGUGGGCAGCGGCGGGCCCUCCCCCACCGGCUCGGGGGUCGGCGUCGGAGUGGGGGUCGGCGGCCUGGGCUCCGGCCACACGGGGCACAACCCCACGUCCAACACCUGUCCAACGCCCGCCAGAAGGAGGCAUCGGACAACCUUCACGCAGGAGCAGCUCGCCGAACUCGAGGCGGCCUUCGCCAAGUCACACUACCCCGACAUCUACUGCAGGGAGGAGUUGGCGAGAACGACCAAGCUCAACGAGGCCCGGAUCCAGGUGUGGUUCCAGAACAGGCGGGCCAAGUACCGGAAGCAGGAGAAGCAGCUUCAGAAGGCGCUGGCCCCGUCCGUGCUGCCGGCCUGCAACGGCAUGAUGAGGAACCUGUACCAGCCCGCCGGCCGCUCGUACCAGCCCUACCCCCACCACAACUCCAUCGCCUCCAUGAACUCCAUGAACCGGUACCCGCAGAUGGGCGCCAGCUCGUACCCCAGCAUGGCGCAGCCCUUUGGCAUGAGCCACGGCACGGGCAACAUGGGCGGCAUGCGGCAGGACUCGAUGGGGACCUUCAACAGCUUCUCCAAAGCGUCAGGUGAGCGCAUGUCGCCGGAGGACGAGUGGUACAAGAACAGCCUGAGCGCGCUGAGGAUGAACUCGUCGCACAGCAACCUGGGCGCGCCCGCCAUGCUGCAGUACCAGACAUAACGCCUGCAGCAGCAGCAGCAGCACUGGCUCGAGCAGCAGGAGG